UCCGAUAUAAUGGUCCGUCCUGGAGUUUCGCCAUGAUUAGGGGCGGCCAUUUCGUCGAACUCAUUCGGCGCAGAGCUCUGCUCUGCCACAUCACGAGAUCGUUCUGCCAGCGGGCGACUACUAGAGUCUGACAGCGUGAUGGCGGAGGAGGCGGACGUGUUGGUGGCGGAGGAGAAGGGAUUGGAGAGGGACGGUGAUCUGUCGGAGGAGAUCGAGGAAGGGGAGAUCAAGGAUGAUGACGCGAACCCCGAUGCUGCUGCUGCGAGGGUGGGAGCCGAGCAGCCCCACCCCCUCGAGCACUCCUGGACCUUCUGGUUCGACAACCCCCAAUCCAAGUCGAAGCACGCUGUCUGGGGCAGUUCCCUCCGCCGGAUCCAUACCUUCUCCACUGUCGAAGAUUUCUGGGGCCUAUACAAUAAUAUCAAUCAUCCAAGCAAACUGAUAACGGGAGCUGAUUUUCAUUGCUUUAAGGACAACAUUGAACCAAAAUGGGAAGACCCAGUUUGUGCUAAUGGAGGGAAAUGGACUAUUAGUUGUGCUAGAGGAAGAUCAGACCAGAUGUGGUUAUAUACUUUAUUGGCAAUGAUCGGGGAGCAGUUUGACUAUGGGGAUGAAAUUUGUGGAGCAGUUGUUAAUGUAAGAGGGAAACAAGAAAAGAUAGCUUUGUGGACCAAGAAUGCUGCUAAUGAAAAAGCUCAGAUGAGCAUCGGGAAGCAAUGGAAAGAAUUUCUGGACUAUAAUGACACUAUUAACUUUCUAGUUCAUGACGAUGCAAAGAAGCUGGAGAAGCUUGCUAAGAAUCGUUAUACGGUGUGAUUUCUGUCACCCUAUAUAACUUGUCUCAUAAACCAUACCAGUUACAACCUUCAACCUGUGUGAAGUACUGCCAUGUUUCCUAUCAAUCUCUAAUACAGAUACCAUAUGAACUUUUUGCUGUUUGAUUGCACUUUUCUAAAAAAAAGCAAAAUCCAUGUGUUUUUGUUUU
Molecule: messenger RNA, 985 nt
Organism: Zingiber officinale
Lineage: Eukaryota; Viridiplantae; Streptophyta; Magnoliopsida; Zingiberales; Zingiberaceae
Product: eukaryotic translation initiation factor 4E-1-like
Exons: 5
Coding region: 139-816 (225 amino acids)
Biological process (GO): translational initiation
Cellular component (GO): cytoplasm; eukaryotic translation initiation factor 4F complex
Molecular function (GO): RNA 7-methylguanosine cap binding; translation initiation factor activity
Source: RefSeq, a predicted model, not a curated record